Messenger RNA from Erigeron canadensis, 516 nucleotides. RefSeq lists its product as uncharacterized. The transcript has 2 exons. The record is from RefSeq and is a predicted model, not a curated record. NCBI's taxonomy places the organism in Eukaryota, Viridiplantae, Streptophyta, Magnoliopsida, Asterales, Asteraceae. The coding region runs from base 1 to 516 and encodes 171 amino acids.
AUGGGAGACUUUAAUUCUUCUCUCAAUUUAGAAGAUAGUUUCUCGGGUGCCUCUUCUAUUAGUAUUGGUAUGCGUGAAUUUAAAGAUUGUGUUGAACGGAUUGAUGUAAUGGAUGUUAAUAGCACAGGCCCGGAUGGGUUCAAUUUAGUGUUCUUCAAGGAAUCUUGGAAUGUGGUGGGAAGUGAGGUGUGUAUGGCUGUCCAAGAAUUCUUUCGUAAUGGUAAGAUUUUAAGAGAACUUAAUCAUACAAUCAUUUCUCUUAUUCCCAAGGUGCCUACACCUAGUGGGGUGAAUGAUUACCGUUCUAUUUCUUGUUGCAAUGUCUUGUAUAAGUGUAUUAGUAAAAUCAUUACUAAUCGGAUUAAAGAUGCUCUGGAUGAUCUUGUGGAUAUUAACCAAUCUGCAUUUGUUUGUGGUCGAAGAAUAUCUGAUAACAUUCUUCUUACUCAAGAGCUCAUGCAUGACUAUCAUAGGAAAGUUGGCCCUCCUAGAUGUGCCUUCAAGAUUGACAUUUAG